Anolis sagrei ordinatus is the source of this 650-nucleotide messenger RNA. RefSeq names its product RNA polymerase III subunit K (gene POLR3K). The record is from RefSeq and is a predicted model, not a curated record. Gene Ontology annotation, biological process: termination of RNA polymerase III transcription; DNA-templated transcription. Gene Ontology annotation, molecular function: nucleic acid binding; zinc ion binding. Gene Ontology annotation, cellular component: RNA polymerase III complex. Lineage: Eukaryota; Metazoa; Chordata; Lepidosauria; Squamata; Anolidae.
AUGCUGCUGUUCUGCCCGGCCUGCGGGAACGUCCUGGUGGCCGAAGAGGGGCCGCGCUGCCACCGCUUCGCCUGCACUACGUGCCCCUACGUCCGCAACGUCACGUGCAAGGUAACGAGCCGGCGCUACCCGAAGCUGAAGGAAGUGGACGACGUGCUGGGCGGGGCCGCGGCCUGGGAGAACGUGGACUCCACGGCAGAGCCCUGUCCCAAGUGUGAGCACCCGCGCGCCUUCUUCAUGCAGCUCCAGACGCGCUCUGCCGACGAACCCAUGACGACCUUCUACAAGUGCUGCAGCCCCCAAUGUGGGCACCGAUGGCGGGACUGAGGGUGCGGGGUUCAGGUGUGGGCAGGGCCUCAGCCCCUCCCUACCUCUAAACCAAUGGUUCCUAACCUGUGUUCCAUGGUCCACCAGUGGUUCGCAAGAACUAAAAUAUGUUCCACGGCCUCACUGUUACUGCAACAUUGCAAUGAGAGUUAAUGGUUGUGAAACCCUCUUAUAGUGCCAAUACUGAUUAAAUAUGGUUUUCUGUGGGCGAGCAGAUGGCGACUACUGGAUGGCAUAUGUUCUGUAUCAGAAAUUAGAGCUGAUGUGGUCUAUCCAAUGCAAUUCUCUGAAUCAGCAUCCCAAAUAAACAAACCGAAUCUAAA